AUGACCUUCCUCAGCCACCUUCCCCUAGGUGACCUUCACUCAGCUGCCCCUUCUGGGGUGACCUACCCCAAGGAGACUCUAAGAGUCUCCACGGUGCUGAUCAGCAAGAAGAGAUCUGUCAUUGGAGUGUUCCUGGCCAUCACCCUGGUGGGCGUCCUGCUGUUCUUCCUGAAGUGCAGGAAAGUGCAUCUGGGAUGGACGGAGGAUGAGGGUUCUGCGGAGAGGGAGAUGUGGGAGCCGGUGGGCUGUGUUGGUGCCAACCAGGAGGCGGUGCACAGAGAAAAGGGGGUGCCCGUGGGGUCCUUCAUGCUGAAAAGCCCUUGGAGUUUGGACCUGAGGUGGCCCUUGGACCUGGAGAUUAACAUCCGUGCUGCAGACUUCGCCGAGCAUGUGAGGGGAAAGGAGGACAGCAAUUGGGGAUUUGCGGAGGAUUACCAGGUGGGCCUACGGCAGAGGGAAACACAGGGUCUGUGCAUCUGGACAGCGGCCGGAGCUGACCCCAAACCCGUCAAGAACCUCAAGGCUAAGAACCAGACCAACAGCUCCAUAACCCUGAGCUGGGAAGUCCCCGACGACCCGGACACCACGGGCUACAUCUACCGGGUCAACUGGACCCAACCGGAUGGCAAAGAUGAGACUAAAAGUAGCGCAAACACCACGUACAGGGUAGAGGACCUGCAGCCCGCGACUCAGUACACUUUCUGGGUGUCGGCGGUGAACAACACUCAGGAGAGCACAGCGGAGAAUGUCACUGCAUACACAAACCCCAACCCUGUCAGCAACCUCACGGCUGGGAACCAGACCACCAGCUCCGUCACUCUCAGCUGGGAAGAACCCAAGGACCCGACAAACGCAAGCUACACCUACAGGGUCAACUGGAUCCCAACGGACGGCACAAAUGGGACCCAAAACUGCACAGAAACCCCAUGUAUAGUACAGGGCCUGCAGCCCGCGACUCAGUACAAUUUCUCAGUGUUUGCAGUAAGCAACGGUCAGGAGAGCACAGAGAAGAACAUCACUGCGUCCACAGACCCCAACCCUGUCAAAAACCUCACGGCUGGGAACCAGACCACCAGCUCCGUCACUCUCAGCUGGGAAGAACCCAAGGACCCGACAAACGCAAACUACACCUACAGGGUCAACUGGAUCCCAACGGACGGCACAAAUGGGACCCAAAACUGCACAGAAACCCCGUGUAUAGUACAGGGCCUGCAGCCCGCGACUCAGUACAGUUUCUCAGUGUUAGUGGUGAGCAAUGGUCGGGAGAGCACAGCACAGAUCGUCACUGCAUCCACAGACCCCAACCCUGUCAAAAACCUCACGGCUGGGAACCAGACCACCAGCUCCGUCACUCUCAGCUGGGAAGAACCCAAGGACCCGACAAACGCAAACUACACCUACCAGGUCAACUGGAUCCCAACGGACGGCACAAAUGGGACCCAAAACUGCACGAAAACCCCGUGUAUAGUACAGGGCCUGCAGCCCGCGACUCAGUACAGUUUCUCAGUGUUCGUGGUGAGCAACGGUCGGGAGAGCACAGCAGAGAUUGUCACUGCAUCCACAGACCCCAACCCUGUCAGCAACCUCACAGCUGGGAACCAGACCACCAAUUUAGUCACUCUCAGCUGGGAAGAACCCGAGGGCCCGACAAACGCAAACUACACAUACCGGGUCAACUGGAUCCCAACGGACAGCACAAAUGGGACCCAAACCUGCACAGAAACCCCGUGUAUAGUACAGGGCCUGCAGCCCGCGACUCAGUACAGUUUCUCAGUGUUCGUGGUGAGCAACGGUCGGGAGAGCACAGGAGAGAUCGUCACUGCGUCCACAGACCCCAAUCCUGUCAGGAAACUCACGGCUGAGAACCAGACCACCAGCUCCAUAACUCUGACCUGGAAGGACCCCGAGGGCCCAGCCAACGCAAAUUAUACCUACUGGAUCAAGUGGACCAGACAUGAUGUCAAAAACAUCACGGACACCACAUACAAGGUUGAGGGCCUGCAGCCCGCCUCUCAGUAUAAUUUCUGGGUGUUUGCAGUGAGCAACGGUCAGGAGAGUACAGUGGAGAAAGUCACUGCGUUCACAGCUCCCAAUGAGGUCAUGGAUCUCCGCAAUGAAACACAAACCAACAACUCGAUCACACUGCGCUGGGAGACCCCCAGUGGCCCCCCAGGUCAGCUCUACAUGUACCAGAUCCAGUGGGCCAGUGGGGCACAAAGUCAGCAGGAGAAAACAAAUGGCACCUCCUAUAGGGUGGAGGGCCUCGAACCCGGGACUCUGUACAGCCUCAGCGUGAGGGCAGAGAGGAACAAUGUCACCAGCACCACACAGAGCCUCAGAGCAUCCACAGCCCCAGACCCCGUCCGCAUCUCCUCCUGCACCAGCGCCUCUGGGGGCCACGGGCUGGCCCUGACCUCUCUAUGUCCCCGGGGCGGCUUUGAGACCUUCCUGCUGGAGGUCAACGGGCAGCGGAUCUCCCUGGACAAUUCCUCCUGCGAGAGGGAAGUGGCCGUGUGGGGACUGCAGCCGGCUCGCUCCUACGUCACCAGCGUCCAGACCUUCUGGGACGGGAUGGUGGCCCCAGGGCCCUCUAUGACCUGUCACACCUCGAGUGCAGGGGUGAUCGCCGGAUCCGUCAUCGGGGUGCUCCUGGUCAUCACCCUGGUGGGCGUCCUCCUGUUCUUCCUGAAGCGCAGCUUCCACAAAGACAUCCGUGCUGCAGACUUCGCUGAGCAUGUGAGGGGAAAGGAGAAGGACAGCAACUGGGGCUUCGCAGAGGAAUACCAGCUCUUGGACCAGAAGGACCAGCCCCAGCCGCUUCAGACGGUGGCUUUGGCACCCGAAAACCAGAGCAAGAACCGAUACAGAAACGUGCUGCCUUAUGACUGUGCUCGCGUACCCCUGAAGCCGCUCCCUGGGGAACCAGGCUCUGACUACAUCAAUGCCAGCUUCAUACCUGGUCUCUGGGAAGCCCAGGAGUUCAUCGCCACGCAGGGCCCCCUGCCCCACACUGUUGGGGAUUUCUGGCGUCUGGUUUGGGAGCAGCAGAGCCACACCGUGGUCAUGCUGACCAACUGCAUGGAGUCCGGCCAGGUGAAGUGUGAGCAUUACUGGCCAUUGGACGCCCAGCCCUGCACCCAUGGACACCUCCAAGUGACGCUGGAGCACGAGGAUGUGAAGGAGAACUGGACCAUCAGGACUCUGAAGCUUCGCCAUAUGCAAGAGCAGAAGACGCUGCAGGUGCAGCAGUUUCAUUACAUAACGUGGCCGGACCACGGCGUGCCCCACUGCCCGGACCCCUUCCUGACCUUCAGGAAGCUCUUCCGCGAGAGGCUGGAACGUUGCUCCCAGGGUGGCCUGCCCGUCGUGCACUGCAGUGAUGGCGUGGGCCGCACGGGCACCUUCAUUGCUCUGGAUGUCCUGCUGCAGCAGCUGGAGUGUGAGGGCUGCGUGGGGCCCUUCCAGUAUGUGAAGAAGAUGAGGGGAAGCCGGCCGCUGAUGGUGCAGACUGAGGCCCAGUACGUGUUCCUGUACCAGUGCAUCCUGCGCUUUCUCGAACAGUUUUCGCCCAUCCCUUCUGAGGAUGAGGGCUUGUAUGAGGAUAUGAUGUACGAAAACGUGGGUGCCCUGUAG
Molecule: messenger RNA, 3633 nt
Organism: Sorex araneus (European shrew)
Lineage: Eukaryota; Metazoa; Chordata; Mammalia; Eulipotyphla; Soricidae
Product: receptor-type tyrosine-protein phosphatase H-like
Exons: 22
Coding region: 1-3633 (1210 amino acids)
Biological process (GO): protein dephosphorylation; angiogenesis
Molecular function (GO): cadherin binding; protein tyrosine phosphatase activity
Source: RefSeq, a predicted model, not a curated record